Molecule: messenger RNA, 6461 nt
Organism: Plodia interpunctella (Indianmeal moth)
Lineage: Eukaryota; Metazoa; Arthropoda; Insecta; Lepidoptera; Pyralidae
Exons: 23
Coding region: 380-4234 (1284 amino acids)
Biological process (GO): endothelial cell migration; Rho protein signal transduction
Cellular component (GO): endocytic vesicle; axon; plasma membrane
Molecular function (GO): guanyl-nucleotide exchange factor activity
Source: RefSeq, a predicted model, not a curated record
CUAUCAGGCCAGCGCCUGUGGCCUCCGACUGUUUGCGCUGUGACGUCGCCGGCUCGUAUUGUUCUCGUGACAAGUACUUGCGCUGGUACCAUAUGUUACAAAUAUUCGUUUAUUCAGCUGUACGUCAUAUAUACCUUCAUGUGUUUCUUUAACGCGGUUGAUGCAGAUUUGCUUAUUUUUCCUAUAAUACGCAAUCAUAACACUUACUAGCUUCACUAUGAUGGCGUAUUUGUACAAGUGUGAAAUUAGCCAUUGAUAACGUUCUUUGCGAUAUGUUGCCGAGCCUAGUAUAGUGAAGUUUAUUAGUUAAAGUGAAUUAUGACGUGAUGUGUGAAAAGUGAAUUUAGACGUGUACACAAGUUAAGUAACUACUGUAAACAUGGAUCGGUUUCGGCAGAAGGUGAAAAAAGAUAAGCCAAAAUAUACGGACAAAGAAAAACCACCUUUAUUUAUAACGGACGUAAAGACUAUAAGAGAGAACCUUAAAAUCAAGGAGAUUUUGAGAACUGUGAAAAUGAAUAGCAGUAUGCGUGUUAAGGCGCCACGCGGUAGUAAAGUUAUGCAAAACAAGGAUUUUAAUGACAAUGACGAAUUUGAUGAUUCGUCUGGUGAGCCGCACCAAUCGGACUCUGCUAGUGCGACGAACUCUGUUUUGGCUGAGAACAGUGACAUUGUGGAAGUGAAAAAUGAUGACUGCGUGAGUAAAAACAAAAACGUAACAACUGAUAACAACAAUAGUGUUUUGAUGGAUUGUGCUGUAAUGACUACCGCCAGUGGUAUUAUACAGGAAGAAAAUAUGCCCUCGACCAAUGGGGACAAUGAGAAAUCUGCAUCAAUUUCAUCGAUACCCGAAAUUAAAACUACUUUAAUAGAUGACCCUCCACGAAUAAUAUCUCGAGAUAGAAAACUGUCUUUAGACCAGGCGAUGUGGUCGAGACGGCAAAGUUUAUCGCAGUCAGAGAUAGACCUACAUUCUAUAGGCAAAUCUCCUUUAGAGAGGAAAUCGUCAUUUUUCAGAAAGAAAAUGGAUAGUUUUUUUAAAAAUACAACAGAAAUAUUUAAGAAACAUUCGGUCAGUAGGAGUAAAUCGGAACUGGUGCGCAGAGGCUCGAUGUCACAAUCGUUGCAGUCACUGAAUGAGAAAACUAUUCUAGACAAUGAUAAUAUCACGGAAUGCAUUAAUCAGGGUAGCACCAUAAGCUUGCAAUCCUCCACUGCGGGCCAAAGCACAUCAAGCCUAGUAACCAGUCAGGCAAGCUUGGUCGCAAGUCAAGAGGAAAGACUUAGUCCUGUACCGGGAGACCAGGAGAGCCAGACGACCGAGGAAAUGCUGAGUGGAAGCGCCAACAGCUUGAACGACGCUUACCUAGCCCAAGGUCUGCUGAGCAGCCGAGCGAUCUCCAUGAGCUCCGGGCUGGACACGGCUGUCAAACGACGCAAGCGCAAGACCUCCUUGGCUAAUAGAGUGACAUGGCUGGCUAGUGAGACAAUGACCAAUUACCUCAAGAGGGUGAUUCCCGAUGACAAGGAGAUGCCGACCUGUCACUCGUAUCAAGACCUCUCCAGCAUUCCAGAGAACAAAUACGGAUCAAAAACAGACAGCAAAGGUCGAAGGCUGUCGUACCAACGCGCUGUGUCCGGAGAGGACCCGGUGCCGCCUACGAGAUACUCCGAUUCAAGCUUCAGACGAAGGCACGGCAUACCUGAGAAUCCAGAGUCUGACAGUGAGCUGACGAACAUUUUGGCGGAGUACUCUGACAAAGGGGUGCCGACCCUAAAGUGGUUCCAGCUGGCGGACAUCGUCCACGACGCCAUGACCUGGAUCCAGGUGGCGGAGAAGCCGGAGAACCUUGAGGAUAUCUACGAACUCAAGAAGCUUCCCCCGAACGAUGAGGCACGGCAGGCGGUCGUCAGGGAGCUGGUCGUCACGGAGGCUCAGUACAUUCGGCAUCUCAUGGCCAUCGUAGAGGUGUUCAUAGCGGCUGCGCACGCGCUCCAAGACGCCGGAAAGCUGCUGGACAUCGACACUGGCCAGUUGUUCUCAAACAUUCCUGAUGUGCUCAAUGCCAGCCUCUACUUCUGGGAGGCCACCAUCUAUCCGAUGCUGAUUGACGCUACAAAGAAAAAAAUGCCAUUCAACACAGAGCAGAUGUCUCAAGGCUUUUGCCGCUUCCGCGAGCUGUUCAAUCCAUACGAGAAAUAUGUUAUCGAGCAAACCAAGGUUUUGGACUACCUUCGCUCACUCUCCAACAACACUGAGUUUAUGAUCUACCUGACCUGGUGUCAUGCUCAUAAAACAUGCAAACGGCUGCAACUUUCGGACAUCUUAGUGAAGCCUAUGCAGCGCCUGACGAAAUACAGCUUGAUCCUGCGCAGGAUUAUCGCACAUACGGACUACGAGCCCGAACGCACGUCGCUUAUGGCUAUGGAGUCGUUCGCAAAGAAUUACGUCUUGGACAUCAACCGCUCUAUUCGUCAAAAAGAAGAGCUUGAAAAACUGGACGCUCUCGCCAAUUCCAUCGAUCCCUAUGAAAUUGAAUUCAAAGAUGACGAAAUUGACAAAUACUUCCGCAUGUACGCUCAGUUGCACUUGAAGGCGCCGAUGUUGUACUGUGUGCCCACCCACAGCCGUUCCCUCAUCUUCCAGGGAGAUUUGCGCUUCAAGGAUAAUAUUAAUCCCAAGGAGAUUGAAGUACACGUGGUUCUGCUGACAGACAUGAUACUGAUUUGCAAAAAGCAAUCCAAGGGUCUACCAUUGAGGUUGAUAAGGCCUAAAUACAUGAUCGACAAGAUUUUCCACUUCCCCCGUUGGCAUCGCAACUUGAAGGACGUGGUGGCUAUCGUCUUCAUCGUGGUGGAUGACGUCGGCUCGGCCACCUUCGGUUUCUGCGUCACUGAGUCCACCAGCAGCAAGCCCGUAGACCCCAACAUACCACCGGCGCCACUUCGACUGUGGGAGCAGAAGGUCAGGGAGGCCAGGCUGUCGUACGACCUGGGAGUGUGGUUCGCCAGGAACCCGUCCCGGGACCUGUCCGAGGUGGAAGUGGACUCCUCGGCAGAGUAUGCCGUCAGUGCUGGCAGCGGCCCCAAACCAACGUCUGACGAUAUCAACAUAGAACGCGAAGCCCGCGAACGCGUGGCAGCCAUGUUGCACCGCAGUAUGGGAGCCUCCACCGACUACGAUCUCUCCCAGGCGUCGCUCACAACCGACUCCUUUGAUUGUGCAAGUGGGCCCAAAACAUCCGGCGCGCACAGCCUGCGCCACCCCAUGCAGCGGAACUCCACCGGUGGUAGCUCCAGAAACUCGCGGCUGUCCAGCUUCCAGCAGUCCACCAGUGCUGCAUCUCACGAUGAGCCCGGUCAGCCCGGGGCCGUCCGCGCUCCGGCCAACUACAAGGCUCCUAGCACUGAGCAGGUGGUACCACAAAUCACCCAGGAGGAAGUGGUUAACAUUACCGUGAACGUGGUUAGUGAGAGCGAGUCCGAGACCAUCGUGCCCGCUCAACAGCCCGCUUCGUCGUCUCCAAGCAAGCUGACGCCGCGCCUGUCUCCGCACGGGUGCCCGCACGGCUCAACGCACGGCUCUGCGCACGGCUCGCCGCACGGCUCUGGGCUCAACCCGGCGUCAGCCUCGGAGAAGUUGUACCAGUCUCACCAGGAGCUGCUUCACCGCAACCGUCUCUCGGCCCAGCACCAUCAGUUCCUGACUCCGGACCACCGCGGCACGAGCUAUCCUCCGCCAAGCCCGACCAGGGGAUCUCUUAAACGGGGUCUGGCAUUCUCAUACUCGUUUAAAAAUCCUCCACUGUCGAAAAUGGGCCACGUGAACAGCCAGACUCAAGCCGAAGCUGGCCCCUCCUCCAACCAACAAUCUCCUGCUCGGUCACCCAGCCCAAUGGCCUCGACAUCUCCUGUAGCCGGCCCGAGCACAGAGAAGACGGACAAAAUUGAGAAAUCCGAAAAAAGUGACAAGAAGAAGCACUUCAGCAGCAGGAACAAGAGUGGCGGUUCGCGCAGCCCCAAUCGAAAGGACAAAGAAAACAAGGGUGAAAAGGAUGAUGAUAAGGGAAACAAAGGGGCAAAAGAAGACAAAAAGGAUAAAAAAGAAAAGGGAGAUAAAGGCGGCAAGAAUGAUAAAGAUGACAAGAAAGAGAAGGCCGAUAAAGGAGGAAAGAAUAAGGAAGAGAAAAAAGACAAAGGGGACAAGUCAGACAGUCGGGACAAUGAUGACUGACGACAGCGACGAUCGCGGGCAUGAACCUUAUCCAGACGAAGGGUAAAUCUACGAAGGCUUUAUCUAUGGUGCUUCUAGUUUGGAUCAGCCUUACCCCGCGGGCCAAAAAUUUAAAAUAUUUUGGUGUACAAGUAUAUUUACGGCGAUCCAGACAAGAUUUGUGAUGAACUGUGGACGAUGUAUUAUGAGUGGUGCAAUAUUCAACAUGUUGAUGUUUAGACAUUUUAAUUGUUAUUUCAAAUACUUACCUAUUUAGAUUUUAUGCAGAUCAACAGUACCUAGAAACGAUAACAAAUAUUAAAAUAUAUAUUUACAGCGUGCAUUAAAAAACUCAAUUCGAUUGAUGUUCAAAAACAAUUUAACGUUGCUAAUUAAAAAUAUAUUGUUAGUGUUUCGUAAAGUAUUGAUAAAGAGUUAGUUAUUUUCAAACUAUCAAUAGUUUGAAACCGCUCACACAUGUUUUCAAUAGAUAUGUUACUAUGUGUUAGAUGAAUCGAAAUUUAUUACGAAUAGAAUUAAGUAGGUACUAAUCAAAAUAAAUGUUUGACAUUAUGGCAACUCUAAGUAGACUUCUGAAAAGUAGAUACUGCUUUAAUUUCUAAGGAGCUCAGAGCUGCAAUUGUUUAGGUAUAAAGUACUGAAUCGUGAUGGAAUGCCUUCGCACGGAAUCUGUUAGUUUCUAUUCUAUAUCUAGCGGUCUACUGCAAGCCUUUUAUACCAAAGUUUCUAGAGUUGUAAUGAAUAAGUUUUAGAUAUAUAAUGUAGUUAUUGGAUCGAUGUUUAAGUAGAUAUGUAGUUUACUGAAAGUCAUUUGAAUUAUUAAUUUGAAAUAGACAAUUAUUAAUGUAUACCUAAUUGUUAGAUCAUAUUUGUAAUAUCAACUGCAUCCUGUCCCUUGUAAUUUGACUUCCCUUGCAACUCAAAGAGUCCCAGUUUUAAUAAAAGAUAUUUGAAAAGGUAUGAAAUGGUCUAUCUAUUUUAUACCUUUCCAAAUGCAUGUAUCCAAAUGGAUAUUUUUAGUUGAUGCCGAUACUAUAAACAUAUCCUAAAACCAGUUUAUACAAUUCUAUGUAAGUAAACUUGUUCAAGAUAAUUAUUAUAUGAAUUCUUCUAAAUAAGAACUGUAUAUUUGAUAUUUGUGGUGAUAUACACUAUAUAUACACUCACUUUUGCCACUAGAUAUAUCCCGUCUACUGUUGAUUUAUCUUGGAGACAUAAAAGUUAGUGACUGGCGAUUUUUCUUAGAAAGAAAAAUAAAAUAUUUUCGCAGAGUAUACCUACGAUAAAUAUAGGUAAAUGAAUUAGACUAGGUAGCUAAGUAACAUAAGACGCAAUUCAUCGUCAAUAUUUUACGAUAAAUUACUUAUUAUAUUGAACAUUGAAUUGAAUAUUUAUGUUAAUUUCUAUUUACGAUUAGGGUAUUUUAAUGCCCAUAGCACUAUUUAAUAAUGAAGGCUGAAAAGCCGUAAACUUGCUUUAGCUCAAAAUAGAAGAAUAGCGAUUUAUGAUAUUAUGUAAGGCGUGUGGUUCCCGCCUUAGAAUAGGACCUCUCCAUAUCCUCCUGUGGAUGUCGUACGACUAAAGGAUAAGUAGUCUAAACAACUGAUAGACAACAACAGCAUACCCAAAGAGGGUUGAUGUCAGGCAGGCGGCCGGUCGUAAAAUCUUCGCCAAAUCUUCAAGAAUGACUGGUUAAUUUUUACGCGGGUCCUGGGCUUUUGAAGACCGGGCACACGUGAGAUUGAGAGAGAGUAAAAUAUGUAGCGAUUUUUGAUAAAAACCGAACUGAUAAGUAGGAGGUACUCUCGGCGUAGCUUUGAGCAUGCGAUUGAUCGGAAUAAGCGGGACUAGUUAGCAGAGACAAAUGUCGGUUGCAUAUGUGACAGGCAAACUUUGAAAUCUCGUAACUACUUAUAACAUUUAAGUAUUUAAACUCUGUUUUUUCUCACAAGUUUUGAGGUACAUAAACCAAGCCGUGUAAACAGUUUUAUUUUUAUUUUAAAUCAAUAUUUAUUAAAAUAGGCUUUUUAGAAAAUUCCGUAGGUAUUUACUUUACAUCAGAAGAUAGGUAUUUAUAUUUAUAUUUCAGAUGAUAGAUAUUUAUAUUUGUAUUACUUACUACUAUAUAGAUACUAAGUACUUAAUAUUUGAUUCCUUUAAGAGAAUAAGAACUGUGAAUGUUGUUUACAUGUUAGGACUCGUAAGAAAAAAAUAAAUGUACCUACAG